AUGGCUGUGGCACCACCCCAUUACGGCUUAGGUAGCAAUUACAACUACUUUCUUGCAGCCGGAGGCGAUGCAAUUACUGGUCUCGACGUCCAGAUAACCUUUGCUGAACCAUUGAUCUCCGCCUCCAAUGGUAUUGGCUUUCAGCUUAAUACCUACGCUCAGGAACUUCUUGAUGCCCCAAGUACUACUCCCAAUUGGCAGCAAUAUGUGGUCUUUACUGCGCCCGAUAGCCGAAACCUCCAGGGUGUUAUUGAUAACUGGCAAGGAGUCCCAAAGGAGGAAACGGAUCAGCAGAUAAUCAAUCAUGAAGUCAAGUUGGCCACUCUAGCGGAGGCGAAUGAGAUACCUGCCAACGCAACUAUCAGCAUCACGCCCAUCUUCGAUUCUGCCGACGUAAUUACUGGUAUUACGUUCAGAUAUGCUUCUCCGGGGAAGAAGACCGUUUCUCAAUCCGUUACUUUGGCCGACCUCGACAUCUAUGGCACCGACGAUAAGAUCAACUCGGCGUAUGAGUCUCCCAUCUCCGCCUUGACGGUCAACAUUGUGGGCGACUACAACGGCAACGAUGGCGUCUUUACCUCUGGUUUGGGCACCAUUGUCUACACCGCCGCUCAGCCUCUGACUGUGCUUACAAACGAGCCAAACUACACUGCGUUCCAGGAUGGUACUGGCGAGACUGCCAAUACCGUGUAUGGGCAACUACCCGUGUCGCGCAGCAAGAAGAUUACGCAGACCUGGGGCAUAUCGGCGGAUGGAGUGCCAGUCAUCAAACCAGCUGUUGGUCACAAAUUGCCAAUUCCUCCCAGUGCCAAGUAG
Molecule: messenger RNA, 816 nt
Organism: Beauveria bassiana ARSEF 2860
Lineage: Eukaryota; Fungi; Ascomycota; Sordariomycetes; Hypocreales; Cordycipitaceae
Exons: 2
Coding region: 1-816 (271 amino acids)
Source: RefSeq, a predicted model, not a curated record